CUUUGUUUAGGCGCCGCGGAUUGGCCCAGCGCGCCCAGUUCGCUCGCGUGUUUCGUGUCUAGUCUCCAGUCUCUGCCGCUCUAGUCUCUACCCAUCGGCGCCUUCGUUGGCAACCCGCGCGACGACUGCCGCUGCACACUGCGACCGCCGCUGCACCUCCACCUUGCUCGACCCGGCCCUAGCACAGUACCGUGUGCUUGUGUGCGUUCGUGCGCGUGUGCGUGUCCUGCUCCGUUGCCCAUCCACUUUCCAUCUUCGUCCUUCCGCGUCUCGCCAAACCCAGAGCUUCUGCAGGCUUGUUGGCGGACUCGCAUUCGCACGCAGCUCCUGCUCGCCAUGUCGUCCGCAUCGGAAGACGAGCGCAAUGGCGACGCCGACCAGGAUCUCAACGAGGACAUGGACGACCUGUUUGAUGACGGCAUAGACGACGAGGCUGAGACAAGAGCCCAGCGUCGCCAACUCGACGAUGAAGAGCUGGACUCCGGCGACGACGAAGGCCGCUAUGACAGGGCUCCGGCUGACGAGGAUGAGAACGACGGCGGCGACGUCGAGCAGGUCAUGCAGGACGUAAACAUCAUGGAAGUCGACCUGGCCCGCCAUCCGGUGCCCGAGCCCAGCGACGGCGAAGGCUACCUGCUCAAGAUACCAGAGUUCCUAUCUAUCGACCCCGUCAAUUUCUCCCUCGAAGGCUUCACGCCACCAACGACAGAUCACCACUCGACUUCCGCCUCCUCCAACUUCUCCGCCUACAAGACUGCGCAGACCACCAUUCGCUGGCGCCAUUCCCCCUCGAAUCCGGCCGAGCUGCAGUCCAAUGCACGGAUAUUGCGCUGGUCGGACGGAUCUCUAACCCUUCAGCUGGCCUCGGACCCGACCGUGCAGUACGAGAUAUCGCACAGAGCGCUGGCACCACCUCAGCACAACCCCACGAAGCCCACGCCGCUCAGCAAGCCGGGCCAGAGCAUCAAGCCAUGGUCCGAGAAGCAAGAACAGUUCACCUACCUCGCCUCCGCCUCCCAAGAGGCCUUCAUCGUUCGCACCACAAACAAGAUCACUGCUGCCCUGCAGGUCAACACCGUGGGCGACAAUGAGGACGAGGCUCUGGAACGUCUGCAACGCAAGAUGGCCGCCGCGCGGGCCGCAAACCACGUCGUCGUGAACCUGAGCACCAACAUGGAAGACCCGGAGCUGCAGCGCAAAAAGGCGGAGCAGGCGGAGAGAGACAUGCUGCGCGCGCAACGCCGCCUCGAGGCUCAGCAGCUACGCGAGCGCGAGAAGUCUGGUCGCGGCUACGGCCGGUCCGGCGGUCGCGCGGGCGGGCUGUCCGUGGCGGAUCUGGAAGGCGACGGCGGCGGCUCCCGACGAAACGCCAAGAGGGCGCCUCGGCGCAGACGCAACAACGACGAGUACAGCGACGAGGAAGAGCAGUUCGGAUCGGGCUACAGGGGCAGCCGGGACGAAUACAACGAGGAGGACGACUUCAUCGCCCGCAGCGACGAGGAAGAGGACGCCGAGGGCGACGACGAAAUCGACGACUUGGACGCCAUGAUCGAGCGGAGGGAGCAAGAGCAGCAGCGCGAACGGGCAGAGCGCACGGGCACGCCCAAGAGAGACCGAGACACCGACGAGGACGCCGACGCGGAGGCCGACGAGGACGAAGACACGAGAGAGAGCCCCGUCAGCAGGCAGAAGAGGAGAAGACUGGUCGUCGAUGACGACGACGACGAAUGAAGGCUACUGCCCAUCCACCCCACACCUCCCCGCGUCGACUGAUCGUGCCGUACGUCUUGAGGCAGAUGCAAAAAUAAAAAGAAGAAAAUAUGGUGCUUGCCCGUCGCCUGCGUCGCCCCCGCGAAGUCAUGUAUUCAUUUAUAUUUUAAUUGUUUUUUUUCUUUCCAAAAAAAAGAUCUCCUUUUUCGCUGUGCGCAUGCUACAAAGCUGGCGAAGGGCAUGAACGAUCUCUGCGACGCAGCCAUCGGGUCGCGGUGUGUUGCAGACAGUCCGAUGAAGAGCGAGCCUCGCCUGCGCUUCCGUCCGAAAACAGAAAAGGAGGGCAUCGUUACAGGUACGGGCCGGAACGUGAGGGGGUUGGGGGAAAAAAAAAAGGAAGGCUAUAAUGCCCCGUGGAAACAAAAGUUAGAUCACUUCACAAUUCCACAAGCGUCAUCCAGAAGUGUUUCGCUCCUUGAUUUUUUUUUCUUCUCAGCAGACUACAUAAACUUACUAGAUGUAAGCACGGUUCAAG
Verruconis gallopava is the source of this 2245-nucleotide messenger RNA. RefSeq lists its product as uncharacterized. Gene Ontology annotation, molecular function: RNA polymerase II C-terminal domain phosphoserine binding. Gene Ontology annotation, biological process: positive regulation of transcription elongation by RNA polymerase II; transcription elongation by RNA polymerase II. The transcript has 2 exons. Gene Ontology annotation, cellular component: Cdc73/Paf1 complex; nucleus. Lineage: Eukaryota; Fungi; Ascomycota; Dothideomycetes; Venturiales; Sympoventuriaceae. The record is from RefSeq and is a predicted model, not a curated record. Bases 337 to 1731 code for a protein of 464 amino acids.